This is a messenger RNA of Aspergillus caelatus, 3150 nucleotides long. RefSeq names its product tRNA methyltransferase RSM22. The coding region runs from base 1 to 3150 and encodes 1049 amino acids. Gene Ontology annotation, cellular component: mitochondrial small ribosomal subunit. The record is from RefSeq and is a predicted model, not a curated record. NCBI's taxonomy places the organism in Eukaryota, Fungi, Ascomycota, Eurotiomycetes, Eurotiales, Aspergillaceae. Gene Ontology annotation, molecular function: structural constituent of ribosome; methyltransferase activity. Gene Ontology annotation, biological process: translation. The transcript has 6 exons.
AUGGCUACUUGGGUAUACCCGCCGCUACCUCCGCAGCAGCUGGAACGGGAGGCUGAUAGUGCAUUGGCCAGGGAAUUAGAAUGGUUACUGCGUUCCCUGCAAGACUCACUCGCCUCCCUAAGGGAAGGCCUGCAUGAAUGCGCUGCGCUUCUUGCCCCUAAAGAACCAGGCUCAACAUUGGUUGUAUCCUCUGUACGAUCCGAGAUCGUGAAAGGCUUCAUAACAAGGGUUGGAACGGAAAUCGUGAAAGGCGAUAUUCAACUACGCCUUGGUUCCCUUGCUCCUGCGCGUGGCUCCCCAACGACUCGCUUAUGUUUGUCGAACUCGCCCGAUGCUCCAGAGCUUGUGCUACAUCAGUUAGUUUCGGUGAGGAACUUGGUCAACCAGAGUCUCGAUGUGGUUGAUGUCAGCACUUGGACUGGCGACCCGCUCAAUGCAAGUUUUAUAUAUGGACAGCUGCGUUUACUAUAUGAAACUCUGUCCGAGGCUCGGCAGAUGUUGAAGGGCGAGAGUGAUCAAAUCAGGGGCAAGUGGUGGGAGACAAGUGCGCUUGAGGAUAUGUUUGACCCACCGUUGCCGCCAAACCUUUCGUUCCAUCUAUCCAUCGCCGAUUCUGCCCUCGUCUUGUACCUGAGGACGCUCGAGUCUAGCACACCCACACAUACUCCAACAGCUUUUGCCACCGACAUUUCUUUGACCGGGUUCAAUUUGCGAGACCGUUUGUUUGGAACUCGACACCGUGCGCAUGAUGAGGCCGGAGAUGUUUUUACAUGGAAGGGGGACGAGGUCAAAACUGCUACUGGAUACUCAAUCGGCGGUUUCAAAAAUGGACGGCGAUAUGCAUCGACGGUGCCCCCCGCAGAUGGCAAUGUCAAUACGGAUCGGAAGGACGCUGUCUACAACGUGAUCGACAAGAUUGAACAGAAUGAGAUGGAAAUGGCUGAGCUUAUGGAUGAGCUGAGCCUGUUGGACGACUACUGGGAAGCUCUUAACCUUGAUGGUCCGGAACUUGAUCAUGCAUUUAGCGAGACGAUCGGCCAUCGGGACCAGGAGACUUUAGAAGCGCGCGUACAGGAGGCGAGACAGGUGUUUGGGGACACUCUGCCCGAUGGAUUUCUAAACGACACUGAGUUGCAGUUAUACACCCGGCUGUAUGGCGAGCCGAUCAUUCGCCAGGAGGAGUUGGAGCUUGAAGUGGAGGAAGAUGAGAAGGACCCCGAUGUUUUAUACCGUGAAGAUGGCCAGGGAGGAUGGGAAGCAGUCGAUUUUGAGCAGGCUGAGUCAGAGGAUGAACCACCUAUGGUUUAUGAUAUGGAGGCCGGCCCGGUCGAGGAUGAAUCUAUCGCCAUGCAACGGACAAGGGAAGUGGCGGAACAGCUCGGCGGAGAAAUCAUGCUGGAGCAGUUCGAAGAAGAAGCAAACCCCGACGACACGCCUCGACUGCAUCCUCUGACUGUGGAAGGGAAGUUCUCUACUGAUCCCAGUACUGUUUUCCUGCCCAAGGAUACAGUAACUGGACCUAUUUCCAUCAUUCUGUCCGACUACUCCAAUAAGCAUAUUGCGGAUGUUGCCCAUCGCACCUUUGGUGGUACGCGCCUGCCUUAUUCUACUACCACCCCCCCACCACGCGCACAGAUGCCUCAGCUUCCUAUCCCGCUAGACGCUUCCCAGCGGCACAUGACAGAAAUGGAGGCGAAUGCAUACAUUGCGGCCCUGUACCCUGGAAUGUAUACAUCUAUACUGAGCACCCUGGUCGAGGUCCGAAAGCGCUUGGGCACGGAGUGGUUGCGUGGGCUCAUCUCGAAAGAAGAUGGCCCGCAUAUCCUUGAUGCCAGUGCUGGUGGUGCCGGUGUUCUUGCAUGGCGAGAUGUCGUUCGUGCAGAGUGGGAGUCUAUGGUCCCAGACCAUCCCAAGGCAAGUCCGUAUCCUGUGGGUAGAUCGACUGUCGUCACUGGUUCGGAUGCCCUUCGAAUGCGUGCUAGUUUAAUGUUGGAGAACACCUCGUUCCUACCACGCUUGCCUGACUAUGUUCACAUCCGCGAGAAACCUACUCUAGAUGAUGAGAGAGCUCCUCCAAAGCGAAAACAGUACGAUAUUAUCGUGGCUCCCCAUAGCUUGCUCGGUAUAGAGGAGGAAUUCCUACGCAAAGAGCACGUGGAGAACCUGUGGAAUCUCCUCAACCCUGAGGGCGGUGUUCUGAUCCUUCUCGAGAAGGGACACCAGAAAGGAUUCGAAGCAAUUGCCGCAGCCCGUGAGAUGAUUCUUAAGCGUCUCGUAUCAAGCCCUGGCUCUACAGAAUAUACCAACUUCACGGAGUCGCCAAUUGAGGAUUCACAUAUUGAGAAAGAACCUGGAAUGAUCGUUGCGCCCUGCACUAACCAUGAGAAAUGCCCCAUGUUCAACACCCCAGGUCAUUCCAAGGGACGCAAAGAUUAUUGCCAUUUCCAGCAAAGAUAUAUCAGACCAUCAUUCCUCCAGCGUAUCUUGGGAGCCAAGGAUCGGAACCACGAAGAUGUGAAGUUCAGUUAUAUCGCUGUACAACGUGGCGUGGACUUGCGUGAGACGAAAGGUAUUGUACAAGGCCCAGAAGCUACCGAGGCGGCCUUUGCUGGCUAUGAAGAUCUACACGAAACAGCUGUAGAAGAGCCGGAAGCAUCAGACGAAGCUACUGGUUCUCAGACUGAGGCAAGCGAGCAGGUGAAGCCCGAGAACUUCCACACCUUGUCUCUUCCUCGUAUUGUGUAUCCCCCAAUGAAACGCCGCGGACAUGUCAUCUUUGAUUUCUGUACGCCUGCUGGAAAGAUUGAGCGCUGGACUGUUCCCCGCUCCUAUAGCCGUCGGGCAUAUAAAGAUGCUCGCAAGUCAAACUGGGGGGAUCUGUGGGCUCUUGGUGCAAAGACACGCAUCCCUAGAGGCCUGAGACUCGGUGAUAAGCACGGCGAAGGCAAGAAAGAACGUUUGGCUAGGCGGGCAGCCCUCAGGGCCGAAUUAGCCGAGGAAGGUGAACUUGAGCAGCAGUCUGAGGGUUCUGAUUGGCCUGAGGUGCCAAUUCCGCAGAGAAAGAAGGGUCAAACAAUCCCUAGCUGGAAGAAGCAUGCGGACAAGAAGAAGCUUCGUUUGGCACAAUUCAUCGGCUGGCGGGAAACAUAA